This is a messenger RNA of Hirsutella rhossiliensis, 2049 nucleotides long. RefSeq names its product peroxin 8. Lineage: Eukaryota; Fungi; Ascomycota; Sordariomycetes; Hypocreales; Ophiocordycipitaceae. The record is from RefSeq and is a predicted model, not a curated record. The coding region runs from base 1 to 2049 and encodes 682 amino acids. The transcript has a single exon.
AUGCCUGCAGACCGGCUCCUGAACACGGUUCUUCAACGGUACCAACAUGUCCACGGCCCCGUCGAAACGGACCAGAUCAUCGGCACCACUGCUCAUUUGCUGUCUCGGCUCUCCAACCCGCUCAACCUCGGCGUCCUGACCUCGCAGCUGCUGACGGCGCCCGCCAUCUGGCAUCGACAGGACGGUCCGCGGCUUUCCCUGCGCAUCGUUGGCAUCUACAGGACUGCGGCUUCGCGCGUGCGCGACAACGACACCGACGACGCCAAGCACAAGGAGCCGGGACACGAGGGCGGGCUACGAUGCGACGAGUGGGCGCGCGCCGUCAUCAAGGGCGCCGAUGACCGGUCGCGGCGAUGGCAACACCUCCUCGUCCUGACAGGCGUGCUUGUCGGCAUGGAAGGCGACGGCAGGCGAUCCCUUUCCUGGAGUCUGAGGAGCGCCCUCGAGCAAGCCAUCGUCACCGCCACAAAUCCUGCGCUCGAGCACACGGCUCAAGAUGGGCUGCUUGCGUCUGCGUCGCUAGUUACGGCCCUCAACUUCGCCUUUCCCCUACUCUCAGACGGGAACCGGUCCCGCAUCAACUGCAGCGCAUUGCUUCCCAUAGCUGUCUGGGCCUUUACCGGGGAUCAAGGCUUCUGCGACGGACAGUUUCUCAAGGCCAUCGGCAACGACACCACGGAGAAUGCCUCGCACCUUCUCAGCUAUCCUGCAAACUCUCCGGCAUACCGCAUGCUCCAGGAGUUGGAGAAGCAGCCCUUGAUGGCAAACAUUGGCCCCCUCUCCAAGCUCGCCGGCUUCGCAGUGCAGCAUGCGAGGGACUCGGCCGCCGUGCUGCAGGCGCAGGACGCCCUCUUGGUCUUUACUGGCAGAGUCCUCAGUGCAUGGCAGAGAAUCGCCCUCAGCGGCGUCGACCCCGAUUUUGAGGGCACGCGCAUGGAUCUCGAGACGCUGCAAACGACCUGGCCCCACCUCUGGCAGGUUCUGAGAAAGCUCAUGUUUGGCUCUGUUGCCGUGCUUCAGGCCAUUGUAUCUCGCAGCUUGCUAGAUCCAAACAUGCUGGCCAACGGCAUGGCUCCGGGCAUUGCCGCCAAGUCGCUACACGUUCUUCGAAACCUCUUCUUCAUCUCGUCCCGCAACGGGAAUAACGCUUUCCAAGUCUACACCUUUUCCUAUCUGACGUCGCUCGAUGUCCUCUCACGAGACCCAGCGACAUGCCAAGUCUUUUUGCGAGAAACUCGAGCCGCCGAUGUAAUUCCUUUCCCUGCGUCCUUUCUUCAGAGGACCUUGGAUCUAUUCCAUCUCAACGUGGCGGAGCAUCUCCCUCUCGCUCUGUCGGCGAGUUCCUGCCAGAACCUGAUUAUCGAGCCGGCAGUAGCAUAUCUUUCGCACAAUGGGUCACUGUCGCCUUCUGGGGUCGAGCUCUUCGAAUCAGCCCAUAGUGCCAUCCUGUCGGUUCUAUCCUGUCCUCAGCACAGCCCCCUCACCAUCGACAUUACUCCGUUCUACAUAGUCAAGCUCUUCGAGUCCUUUCCCCAUCACAUCUCACCGCGGCAGUUCCGUGUUGCUUUCAAGACCGUCAUGGAAAUCGUAUCGCCCCCUUUCCCGAUUGCAGCCAUGAGACCUGAAUUAUCCGAGACGCUGCUCGAGAUGCUCCGCUGCAAUAUACCUACCGCUUCCACCGCACUCCUGGGCCAAAACAAUAGCUCGUCUUCUCAGCAAGAAGACGUCCCGCUCUCGGAACAGAGCGCUCUGGUGAUGGCGCUGGUCGAUUCAUUGCCGUUCCUGCCCCUGGUGCUGGUCGAAGAUUGGCUCGGAAUCACGGCCCAGAUGAUGAAGGAGAUUGCGGAUCCCAGUCUAAGGGGGCCUGUCAUGAAACGGUUUCUCGAUGUUCUCGUCAACGGCGAAAUGGACGUCGAGAGGUCUACGAUUGGAGUCGCAUGGUGGGGAACAAAAGGUGGAAGAGAGGCAGUCCUGCUUGGCAGCACCCGCGAACCAACCAUGAUGAGCGGCGCGAUUGGCGGUGCAAACGAAAAGUCAAGUCGGCUCUGA